AUUUUGGGAAGAAUGAAACUGUUUGCAUACUAUUCCCAAGUUAUUUGCUCCCUUUCAGCCUUUCUGUGGGAAAAUGAAACAUGUCUGCCUCUUAAUUCGUUUCUUCACCAAAUUAAUCACUCUCCACAACAUCUCCUGUCUGACAUAUGCAGGAAAUAAAGACUUGCAUCUUGAUUGGCCAACCCACUUCAGUAUCUGCCUGGCAACUGCUAGGGCACUAGUUUAUCUUCAUGAGGAGUCAAGGCCAAGGAUCAUAAACAGAGACGUGAAGGCAAGCAACAUUUUGCUUGAAGCUGAGCUCUGUCCGAAAAUAUCUGACUUUGGAUUGGCAAAGCAAUAUGAUGACAAGAAAACUCACAUUAGCACUCGUGUUGCAGGAACCAUCGGCUAUUUGGCACCAGAGUAUGCAAUGCGUGGCCACCUCACUGAGAAGGCAGAUGUCUUUAGCUUUGGUGUUGUUGCUUUGGAAAUUGUCAGUGGAAGACCAAACUCUGACAAUAGCCAGGACAAUGGCAAGAUCUAUCUUCUUGAAUGGGCAUGGACUCUCUAUGAAAGCAACCAAAGUCUAGGUCUGGUGGAUCCAACCCUAGUGAAUGAGCCCCCUGUUGCAUCAAAACCAAGUUAUUUAACUGACUGGGAUUCUAAGGACAUAACAGCCAGCCUGGAGGCUGAAAACUCACCAUCUACUGGGUCUGAGCACAGUGAAAACAAGAACAAGAACAAUCUUAAUCCAAAGAAAGAGCUGGUGCCUUCUCCAUUAAAUGUCACUGAAUUCAGUGACAUUAUUGGGGAAGGAAGGUGAGAGAUGCUCUUCUUAAAAGCUCCAUUUUGCUACUUCUCUUGCUUCUACCUUGCCACAUAUUUUCUAGCUCUAUAAAGUAGAUACUGAAAU
Messenger RNA from Rubroshorea leprosula, 892 nucleotides. Lineage: Eukaryota; Viridiplantae; Streptophyta; Magnoliopsida; Malvales; Dipterocarpaceae. The record is from the annotation of a GenBank genome assembly.